AUGUGAACGAGUGUAGCACCGAGAAGGGUGGCUGCCACCACCACUGCUGUAACACCAUUGGCAGCUACUACUGCAAGUGCCCCGCUGGCCACCAACUGCAGGAGGAUGGAAGAUCGUGUGGAGACGUUGACGAGUGCGCGGCGGUGAACGGAGGCUGCCAGCAAGGCUGCGUGAACACCCCGGGCUCCUUCCAUUGCGAGUGCCGCGCCGGGCACCGGCUGCACGCCGACGGGCGCACCUGCAUCGUGAUAGACCCCUGCGCAAGCGGGAACGGCGGAUGCUCCCAGAUCUGUCAGAAUGAGAGAGGUGUUGCAAAAUGCGAGUGCCAUCCAGGGCAUUACCUUUCUGCAGACAGAAAGUCCUGUUUAGACAUCGACGAGUGCGCGGAGGGCGGCGCCGGCUGCGCCCAUCGCUGCGUCAACGCGCCGGGAUCCUUCGCGUGCGCCUGCAAGGCCGGCUUCGAGCUGGGCGCCGACGGCAGCCAGUGCUACCGCAUCGAGCUGGAGAUCGUGGCCAGCUGCCAGGACAGCAACGGCGGGUGCUCGCAGCGCUGCGAGCAGGCGCGCGCGGGGCCGCGCUGCUCCUGCGGCCACGGCUACCUGCUCGCCGCGGACGGCAAAACCUGCACGGAUGUGGAUGAAUGUCAUCUGCAUAAUGGGGACUGCGACCAUUUCUGUGUGAAUUCUGUGGGAUCCUACGAAUGUCUGUGCAAGGAGGGCUACAGGCUUGGUGUUAACAGGCAGUCCUGCAUCUGUAACGCCGACGUGGAGGCGGACGCGGACGUGGCCUUGGUGGCGAUUCCCGGCCUGCAGUUCAGGCACCCUCCGCAGCUCCUUCGCUACACGCUCGAGCCCUUCCCUGAGGAUGAAGAGGAGCGAGGAGAGCUCACGCUGGUGCACCGGGCUGUUUGCCUUGAUAACACUUUUGGCACGGACUGUAGCUUGAGCUGUGCAGAUUGUAUGAAUGGAGGAAAAUGCAACAAUGAGAAGAGUGGCUGCGUCUGCUCACCUGGGUGGAAUGGCAUUAUCUGUAAUGAAACUUGCUCCCCUGGGACGUAUGGGACAGACUGUGCUGGGGUCUGUAAGUGCCAGAACGGAGGCUCCUGUGACCCUGUGACAGGGCAGUGUCGCUGCCCGCCCGGCAUCCGCGGGAAGCUCUGCGAGGAAGGCUGCCCCAAGGGCUUCUUCGGGAAGAGCUGCAGGAAGCCGUGUCACUGCGCCAGCGGCGGCCACUGCCACCGCCUCUACGGAGCCUGCCUGUGCGAGCCCGGCCGCUACGGGCGCUUCUGCCAUCUGACGUGUCCCAGGUGGGCCUAUGGAGCUGGCUGUUCAGAGGAAUGUCAGUGCGUGAGAGCGAACACCCUGGAAUGCAACACAAGGAACGGUGCUUGCACCUGUAAACCUGGUUAUCAAGGCAAAAAGUGUCAGAAAGAGUGCAUGCCUGGCUCUUAUGGAGCUGGCUGCAAACUGCAAUGCAGUUGUCCUCCUGACGUUCCCUGCGAUCACGAGACAGGAGUCUGCCAGCACCAGUGCCCACCUGGUUUUCAUGGAGAAAAAUGCCUUUUACCUUGUCAGCCUGGGAGGUUUGGUGUCAACUGCAGGCAGAGCUGCCGCUGUGGAGAAGCAUCGUGCGAUUCAAAGACUGGGCAAUGUAUUUGCCCAGCUGGGAAAACUGGUGCUACGUGUGACCAAGAUUGCCCUGAUGGUUGGUGGGGAUUAGGCUGUCACUCUCCCUGUGAGCCCUGUGCCAAUGGAGGACAGUGUAACAAGGAAACUGGAGCCUGUGACUGCCCCCCUGGUUACACUGGAGAAUCCUGCUCAUCUCGCUGCCCCGAGGGAACCUUUGGCCCAGGCUGCGAGCGGGACUGCGAGUGCCAGAACGGGGCCGCGUGCGACCACGUGAGCGGGGCCUGCGCGUGCGCGGCCGGCUGGACAGGAACGCUCUGUGGAAAAGCUUGUCCAGAUGGAUUUUUUGGACUUGACUGCCACCAGGUGUGCAACUGCCAGAACGCAGCAAGCUGUGACCACGUCCUAGGAACCUGCCACUGCCUCCCCGGCUGGGGGGGAGAGAAGUGCGACCAGCCCUGCCAGGGUGACAGUUACGGGAAAGGCUGCAGUCACGCUUGUAAUUGUCACCACGGAGCGCUCUGUGAUCCCGUAGCUGGGACGUGUAUUUGUGCAGCGGGAUGGAGGGGAGCCACCUGCCAAGAAGCCUGCCCGCCGGGUUGGUUCGGCGCCAGCUGCUUGCAGCCCUGCCUGUGCCCCCGCCGGGCCACGUGCGACCCAGUGACCGGCGCGUGUCUGUGUCCCCAGGGCUGGACGGGGAUGGCCUGCGAGCGGGAGUGCGAGGAUGGGAAAUACGGAGAGGGCUGUGAGCAGAACUGUAGCUGCCACCAUGGAGACUGCGACCGGCUUUCAGGGAAGUGCAUCUGCCACACGGGCUGGACCGGGGACCGCUGCGAUGUUGUCUGCCCCGCUGGCUUCUUCGGGAAGCGGUGCGAGGAGCGGUGUGACUGUGUGCACAGCUCGUCCUGCGACCAUCAGACUGGCGCCUGUCACUGCGAAAAGGGGUGGCGAGGGACGCGGUGUGACAAACCUUGUUUGCCAGGCUACUAUGGCCUGAGCUGUGCCCAGCAGUGCACUUGUCCUGCGGGUGUCCCCUGCCAUCACACAACGGGAGAGUGUGGCUGUCCACGAGGAUUUACCGGCGACAGCUGUGAAAAGACUUGUUCACCGGGCACGUACGGGCAGAACUGUAACCGCGUGUGUCGGUGCUCAGCGGAGAAGGAGGAGUGUGACCCGGUGACGGGCAGAUGCGCCUGCCGGCCGGGGUACUUUGGAGCCCGCUGCAGGCACAGGUGUCCAAAAGGUACUUACGGUUCCUCCUGCCAAAAAUCCUGUAAAUGCCUGAACGGAGGCCACUGCGACCCUGCGACGGGCACCUGCGACUGCGCGCCGGGCUUCAUCGGAGCUGACUGCAGCGAGGCUUGCCCUGGAAAUCGGUACGGGAAGGACUGCGCCCUGUUCUGCUCCUGCGGCCGAGGUCGGUGUGACCCACGGACUGGCAACUGCUCUUGUCCCCCUGGCCAAACGGGAGCAGGCUGUCAGCAAGUGUGUCCCCAGGGACAAUAUGGCCCCAACUGCCAGCUGACGUGCACGUGUCAGAACGGCGCUGCCUGUGAUCAGGUGGAUGGGAGCUGUGCUUGUGGCCUUGGCUGGACUGGGAGCUCCUGUGAGAAAGAAUGUCUCCCGGGUAAAUACGGACCUGGCUGCCGCUUGGACUGCCCGUGUCGGAACAACGGCACCUGCGACAGGUUCACGGGCUGCUGUCGGUGCCCCGAGGGUUAUUUUGGCCACGCGUGUGAGCACAGGUGCCCCCUUGGAUUUUAUGGGCUAAACUGUCUUCAGGCCUGUGGCUGUAAGAAUGGAGCUAGCUGCAAUGCAGUGACAGGACAGUGUAUUUGUCCUUUAGGUUUUCAAGGUGUCUACUGUGAAAAAGGCUGCGAGGCCGGGUGGUUUGGAGAGAGGUGUCAGCUUCGGUGUGACUGCGGAGGAGUUCCCUGUGAUCCCGUCACUGGAAAGUGCCUUUGCCCGCCCGGGAAGACCGGAGACAAAUGCAGUGUUGUUCCAGGGUGCAGGUGGGACCGCUACGGCCCAGACUGCUCCCUGCAGUGCCAGUGUGCCAGCGGAUCCCAGUGCAAUCCUCACAACGGGAACUGCGUCUGUCCGGCCACGUGGACGGGGCCAACCUGCAAGGAAGGUGGCCCUCCAAAACUUCCCUUUUAUGAAGAGCAAACGCAAGAAAGAGAGAAUGUUUUUCCAAGAGCUCUGCAACAGUAACAUUUGGAUUAAUAAAUGAACUGUUUUAUAUGCACAGACGGUAUUUGAAUUUGGAUAUGAAAAUGGCUAUUCAAUUCAGCUUGAAUGGUACUGAAGUAUUCACACUUCUUAUGGAAGACUACAGAGGCCAUUUAGUAGCUGGAUCCUUUUAAAAAGUCGAAUCUGUUUUAUGUAUAUUUAUUCCUAGCCUCUUGCCCCUCAAUUAAUCUGAACUGGACAUUCUUUCUGAUUUAUAAUACAAUUCAUUGUUUGAAAGCUUGGACACAUUUUUAGUAAAACCAGCUCCAGAGUAUCAGGAUAAACAGUAUGGAACGUAUCAACUUACAGUGAGCCACACUAACUUUAAGUGACUUUCUAAACCCACUUGACAACCAGAGUGAAGUUAAAUGAGUUUUUCGUAGAUCAUGAAGCUGAUAUGGAUCCACUGCAAAAUCACAUUGACCAGAGGCUCCCAGAAUUCCCUGAAUUAAUGCCUCUUGAAAUAGCAUCAUAUGUUAUAUAAAA
Molecule: messenger RNA, 4343 nt
Organism: Tinamus guttatus (white-throated tinamou)
Lineage: Eukaryota; Metazoa; Chordata; Aves; Tinamiformes; Tinamidae
Source: RefSeq, a predicted model, not a curated record